GCGCGGAAACGCUGGCGGGCGGGCGAGCCGGAGCGUCGCCCCGGUGCCGAGCGAGGGUGGCGGCGGGUCGAGGGCUGAGGACGCCGCCCCUGAGGCCUGGCCCGCGGCCGCGCCCUCCUGACGACCUUUGCGCCCCGACCCCCGGCCGUCGCCCGCCUCCCCGAGGCGUCGGUGGGGACCUCUCCGGCGCCGGCGCCGGCCUGCUCGGCCGCCGGGCGCGGGCCUGGCCUCCCGGGACUCGGCGGCAGGGUGGAUUAUUGACAGUCAUGUACCACUGAAGAAUGCUCGAAUGCUGAAGCAAGCCAGCAAGGCAACGAGGGACAAGUGACACUGGAUUGAGGCAGUCACUUGGGUGUACCCUCCAAGUCUUCAAACACGCACACACACCAGGUGCCCACCCCUGUUAGCAAUGGGCUGUUGAGAGGAGAAACCGGAUCCCUAACCGCCCCGUGGAGAUGGAGGAUGAAGAACUGGAGUAUCCAAACUCCUCCUCGGAAAAGCGCUAUUUUCCCGAGUCCCUGGACUCCAGUGAUGGGGACGAGGAGGGCGCCCUGGCCUGCGAGGACCUGGAAGUAAACCCUUUUGAUGGACUGCCAUACUCAUCGCGCUACUACAAGCUCCUGAAGGAAAGAGAAGACCUCCCCAUAUGGAAAGAAAAAUACUCGUUUAUGGAGAAUCUGCUUCAAAAUCAAAUUGUGAUCAUUUCAGGAGAUGCUAAAUGCGGCAAGAGCUCUCAGGUUCCUCAGUGGUGUGCUGAAUAUUGCCUUUCCAUCCACUACCAACACGGGAGCGUGAUCUGCACGCAGAUCCACAAGCAGACAGCGGUUCAGCUCGCCCUGCGCGUAGCGGACGAGAUGGACGUUAACAUUGGACACGAAGUCGGCUACGUGAUCCCCUUUGAGAACUGCUGCACCAGUGAGACCAUCCUGAGGUACUGUACUGAUGAUAUGCUGCAAAGAGAAAUGAUGUCCAGCCCUUUCUUGGGUAGCUAUGGGGUCAUCAUCUUAGAUGACGUUCACGAAAGAAGCAUCGCAACCGAUGUGUUACUUGGACUUCUCAAAGAUGUUUUGCUAGCAAGACCAGAACUGAAGCUCAUAAUUCACUCCUCACCUCUGCUGAUCAGCAAACUCAGCUCUUACUAUGGAAACGUGCCUCUCAUAGAAGUGAGGAGAAAGCUCCCCGUGGAGGUCGCGUACCUCAGCGGGCCACACAAGGAUUCUUUCCAGUCCAUUUUACAGCUCAUCUUUGAAAUUCACCACUCGGGUGAGAAGGGUGACGUGGUAGUGUUUCUGGCCUGUGAACAAGAUAUUGAAAAGGCCUAUGAAAUGUUCUGUCAAGAGGAAUCUAAUUUACAUUCUGACCUUGGAGAACUGGUGAUUGUUCCUUUGUAUCCCAAAGAGAAGUGUGCGGUGUUUAAGCCAGUUGAUGAGACAGAAAAAACAAGCCAUCUUUAUCAAAGAAGAGUGGUGUUGACCACCAGCUCUGGGGAGUCUUUGAUCUGGAACAACACAGUCGGAUUUGUGAUCGACGUGGGUGUGGAAAGAAGACAGGUGUACAACCCCAGAAUACGAGCCAACUCCCUCGUUCUGCAGCCCAUCAGCCAAAGCCAAGCGGAGAUCCGGAAGCAGCUUCUCGGGUCAUCUUCCUCAGGAAAACUUUUCUGCCUCUACACGGAGGAAUUUGCCUCCAAAGACAUGAGGCCGCUGAAGCCAGCAGAAAUGCAGGAGGCCAACCUCACCAGCAUGGUGCUCUUCCUGAAGAGGAUCGACAUCGCGGGCUUAGGCCACUGCGACUUCAUGAACAGACCAGCACCAGAAAGCUUGAUGCAGGCCCUGGAAGACUUAGAUUAUCUGGCAGCACUGGACAACGAUGGGAAUCUUUCUGAAUUUGGAAUCAUCAUGUCCGAGUUUCCUCUGGAUCCACAGCUCUCAAAGUCUAUCUUAGCAUCCUGUGAAUUUGACUGUGUAGAUGAAAUGCUAACCAUCGCUGCCAUGGUAACAGCUCCUCACUGCUUUUCCCACCUGCCCCAUGGGGCCGAGGAGGCUGCCGUGACCUGUUGGAAGACAUUUUCACAUCCUGAAGGCGACCACUUUACCCUCAUCAACAUCUUCAAGGCCUACCAAGACGCAGUUCUGAACUCCGCCAGUGAGCACUGUGUGGAAAAGUGGUGUCAUGAUUACUUCCUCAACUGCUCUGCUCUCAGGAUGGCAGAUGUGAUCCGAGCUGAACUCGUAGAAAUUAUCAAGCGAAUCGAGCUUCCCUAUGCAGAACCUGCUUUUGGCUCCAAGGAAAAUAAUCUGAACAUCAAGAAAGCUCUGCUGUCUGGCUACUUCAUGCAGAUUGCUCGGGACGUCGACGGGUCGGGCAACUACCUGAUGCUAACUCACAAGCAGGUGGCUCAGCUGCAUCCCCUGUCCACGUACUCGCUCACCAAGAAGAUGCCCGAGUGGGUCCUCUUCCAUCAGUUCAGCAUCUCUGAGAACAACUACAUCAGGGUCACCUCAGCCAUCUCCCCUGAACUAUUUAUGCAGCUGGCGCCACAGUACUAUUUCAGUAACCUGCCUCCUAGCGAGAGCAAGGACAUUCUGCAGCACGCCAUGGACCACCUGUCCCCGCUCUCCACCAUGAAGAAGGAGGAGGAUGCGUGUGACAAGUGCCCUGACACUACUGAGCAGAGAUGUGCUCUACAGUGAGUGCCCACCAAGCACAAGCGAGCGCGGACCCCACGGGGAGCCCCCGCCACGUCCACAGCCACGGGCAGACGUGGCAAACAUCACAGGCUGAGGAAAUGACACCAUGUAAGAUUUUAAAAUAAAAAAAUAACGAGUUUUUAUUGCGUUCUUUCAAUUACCUGCUCCAUGUGUUCUUCAUAUGGGAAGAUUUUAAUCAACCAUUCAUAAUUUGACCCAAAUUGAAAAAAAAGUAUUUUGUAAACAUGUCAUAGACACAGGAAAAAGAGCCCUACUUUUUGUAGAGGACCUUAAUCUGAAUAAAGUGAUGCGUUUUUCAG
Molecule: messenger RNA, 3010 nt
Organism: Perognathus longimembris pacificus (Pacific pocket mouse)
Lineage: Eukaryota; Metazoa; Chordata; Mammalia; Rodentia; Heteromyidae
Gene: Dhx32
Product: DEAH-box helicase 32 (putative)
Exons: 12
Coding region: 456-2693 (745 amino acids)
Cellular component (GO): spliceosomal complex; intracellular anatomical structure
Molecular function (GO): RNA binding
Source: RefSeq, a predicted model, not a curated record